CAGAGAUGUCAUCUUACCUAAUCACUGGUGGACUCGGCUCUUUGGGUUCAGCACUCGUCCGGCAGCUUUAUAAAAACGGCAAUAAUCAGAUUACUGUGCUUGACAAUCUCAGUGCACAUUCGGAUCUUUCAUUGAUCCCUCAACAUGUCCGUGAUUCCGACCGUUUUACGCUCGUUGUUGGUGAUACCAGAAACGAGCAACUCGUCCUGCACACGCUGAAGAACAAAUGUAUAGAAAUCAUCAUUGACUGCGCGAGUCGAGCCAGCAACGCAAUCGGUCAAUCGCCUGUUGCUGGAGCGCGGAAUGCGAUGCAAGGACUUACACAUGCGCUGGACGCUGUGCGUCAGUACGGCCAACUCAAGCAUUAUCUGCUGAUUAGCUGUCAAAGUGUGUACGGUAUCGCCCCGUGCGUCGAAACGUCCCCAUUGGCGCCAACAACAUGGCGUGGAGCCGCCAUGAUGUCUGCCGAAGCCAUGUUGCACUCGUACGUCAUCUCUUAUCACCUUCCUCUGGCCAUUGUUCGUCUGAGCCUUGGUCUGAUCAAUGACGGUUUGGAACAAAGGAUGGAGGAUAUGAAAAGCGUGAAUCUGCUGACGAUGGAAGACGCAGUGGAAGGCAUUUUAUUGGCAAUAGAGCACUCCAGCAAUGCCGAAGUUUGGAAUAUAGGUGGCACCAGCGAUUAUUCCACUUAUGAAGUGAGACAGGUGUUAGAUGGAAAACAAAUCACACCAUCUGCUUGUCCGUCAUCGCUAUCUUCAGAGAAGGCCAAGAAUGAGUUGGGCUUCGAAGCACACGAAGAUGAGCUAAAAGCACUUGCAAACCUUUGCACACCAGCAACACCCCAGCCAGCUGGUUCAGCAGCCAAGAUUCUCCUUUAUGGCUCCAAAGGCUGGAUUGGACGACAGUUUGUCGAACUAUUGCAGAAGGAAGGUGUGGCUUAUGUGGAGGCGAAGACUCGUCCAGGGACCGAUGCCGAUGACGUCAUUAGGGAAGAGAUGGUCCGCGUUGCGCCUAGCCAUUUGGUGUCGAUGAUUGGUCGAACUCACGGAGAAGGAGUAAACUCGAUCGCGUACCUCGAAGGUGGAUCCGAUAAGCUGGAGCUGAACAUGCGCGAUAACCUCUACGCUCCAUGGAUCCUAGCCAGUUUAUGCGAAAAGAUGAACAUUCACUAUACUUACCUAGGGACGGGUUGCCUAUUCAAGUACAAUAGCGAACAUCCAAUUGAUGGGCCAGGUUAUAAGGAAGACGACGUUGGGAACUACGAUGGUACCUCGUACUCAGCAGUCAAAUGCUUUACCGAUCGUCUUCUGCGACACUUUGAUAACACGCUUCAAUGCAGAAUCCGCCUACCAGUUAACUAUGAACCAGAUAGCCGGAACCUAGUUGCGAAGCUGAUGAACUUCAAAAAAGUGCUGGACAUUCCAAAUUCGAUCACGAUUCUCCCUGACUGCUUACCUAUUCUGUUAAACAUGGCCCUCAAGAGAGAAACCGGAGUCAUUAACCUGGUAAAUCCUGGUGCUAUACGUUUCCCAGAAAUAUCCGAGAUGUAUCGAAAAAUGUUGAACCCCGACUGGCAAUAUGAAGUUUUGCCUGCUGACCCCGACUCAGAGCUCGUUACAACCCGAUCUCACUGCCGUUUGAGCACGAAAAAGCUCGAAUCAAUGUACCCAAAUUUUCGCUCAGCCCGUGAUGGAGUAGCCCAGGCUUUGGAACAGAUCGCCCUAGCUAAGGGGCUGCGGACCAUUGCUCAAGCAUGAAUCCACUUGAUUUGUCUUUCAGACUGUGAUAUCACCAUGUGCAUGUGAUUUUUUAAAUGCAAUAAAUAUUAUUAUGAAC
This is a messenger RNA of Cylicocyclus nassatus, 1836 nucleotides long. Lineage: Eukaryota; Metazoa; Nematoda; Chromadorea; Rhabditida; Strongylidae. The record is from the annotation of a GenBank genome assembly.